This is a messenger RNA of Blastomyces dermatitidis ER-3, 749 nucleotides long. Its product is annotated as isoamyl alcohol oxidase. NCBI's taxonomy places the organism in Eukaryota, Fungi, Ascomycota, Eurotiomycetes, Onygenales, Ajellomycetaceae. The coding region runs from base 6 to 578 and encodes 190 amino acids. The transcript is spliced from 3 exons. The record is from RefSeq and is a predicted model, not a curated record.
UAAUCAUGCUUUGUGGCACUUGUCUGCAAGAGAAAUGCAGUCAUAUCAUUGCAUUCUGUAAGCAUGAUAAGAAUGGGAGCAGCAUGUUCAUAAGAGGUGGACCUUCGGGAAAAUAUAUGUCUCUUGUUCGGAGUCUCCUGUCUUGCGCCAUUCUCUACCUCUAUUCAACUUCAGUCAAGGCAACGCCCCUGGACUGUGAAUGCUCCCCAGUCCCUGAGAGUGGCAAACCUUCAACAACACCAUUAAUGGGAAACUCAUCCGCGCCGUUUCCACCAGCCUGCUAUAAAUCGCAGCCUACCUACGACUCAACUGUCUGCAGCUCCAUUAUUGCCCAAUGGCAUGCGUCAAGCUUCCACUUACAGGACCCUAGGAGUAUUGACUACCCAACCUGGGCUGGUGAUUCGUGCCUCUCUAACUUCGAGAAUGGGACUAGCGUCAAUGGUGACCCGCGGACACGAGAGAAGGGCUGCUCGAUUGGCGGGUAUCCGGUUUACGUAGUCAAUGCUACGGGACGAGAAGAGGUUGUUGCGGCGGUGAAGUGGGCUGGGGAGCGGAAUGUUAGGGUGAAUAUUAGGUAAGGGCGUUGUAAACGCCACUUGUCAUUUGGUGGUCACCUAUUUGAAAAAAUUCUUCACAUAGAUAUCCAGACAAACGCAUAAUGCGCACAAGAAAAUAACACGAGAAUUUCUCAUUGCCCCCCCUACUCGGCGCGCAAAAAACUACUUCUUCAUCUGAUCACUCGUAAAUGC